AUGAAACCUGCACAGCACACCUUUCUGCUCCUGUCUUUGCUUGUGUUGAUUCCAGUCUCAAGGGGAUUUAUCGCGAGGUUUGAAAUUAACGAAGGCGUUCCCCCUGAAAGCCACGUGGGUUCGCUUGCGUCACUCGGGCAUUUGGCAAGCGGUAGCCUCGUGUACAACAAGGUGCCCAACCCCAAGGACGCCUCCAAGUACUUCAACGUUGAAAAGUUCUCCGGACGAAUAACCGUUGCCUCGGAAUUGGAUCGGGAAAGCCUCUGUCCGUCACCUAGUCACAAGCCCGACGAUGACUGUAUCCUCCGAUUUAGUGUGAGCUGUCUUCGAAUUAUUGGUGGAAGUGUUGAAGCCAUCGCUGAUGUUGUGAUCACGCUGCGUGAUAUCAAUGACAACGGCUGCAGCUUUGUACCCUCGCCUGAACAAACCGUCCACAUUCGUGAGGAUGCCGAGGUGGACAAGACGAGGAUUCGUCUGAACUCACCCAUUGAUCCCGAUAGUGCAAGGCUGGAUCACGCGAUUCAGUGGAACCAAAUUCGGCUGGAAGGUCCCUCCUCCAUGUUUCGGUUACACACCGUCCACGCGGCAACUGGAAACCUACGAAGUUCCUAUCCAUUGGAAUACCGUCAGCAGGAUGGGCAGCUGUUUCUCGGUUUGCUUCGGCCCCUAGAUUUUGAGAACACCAAACAUUAUCAUCUCUCCGUGGUAGCAGGCGACGGUAUUCACGAAUGCAAACUCUCAGUCAACGUUGAAGUUGGCGAUGCUGAUGACAAUUUGCCCGUAUUUGAAAAGACUGCGUACAACGUUACUGUCCCGGAAGACAUGAAAUUUAACGAGAAAAUUAUUACCGUACAUGCAGACGAUGCCGAUGCUGGAGAGUUUGGAAAUGUUAUAUAUUCUCUAGACCCCUAUCUUACAGAUCCACAGACACUGGAAUUAUUCCAUGUGGACGAGCACAGUGGAGAUAUCUUUCUAAAAGGCAAGCUCAAUUACCAAGUUGCUACCCAAUACCAGCUGACUGUGAAGGCAAGUAAUCUGGACCGUGCGCUGUCAUUGCCGUCGGCAGGAUUCACUGACAUCCAGCCGACCUACCUCACAAAAGUCUACGUCACUGUGGAAGACGUCAACGACCACGAACCCCUGAUAACCAUAUUUUCUCCGACUGGAGCCAGAAAACUUACCCUCAACGAGAACCUGCCGGGUGGUCAGGAUGUGGCGAUUCUAACUGUCGAGGACAAGGACACUGGGAUGAAUGCCGCAGUUGAGUGCCACUUGAAGUCGCAGUCCAUUCGUGGUGCUCUCGCUUUGCGUUCGAUGACUACGGACGUGUCACCGGGAUUCGAGGAAACCACGAGAGUUCCAACAAAUCGAAAAUACAAGCUCCUUGCGACGCGCUCCUUCGAUCGAGAAGCACACCCAGAAGUGCACUUCACUGUAGAAUGCUGGGACGGUGGUAAACCAGUGUUGCGGUCCGUCCAGAAGGAGACGCUUCACAUUCUCGACGUCAACGACUGCUCGCCGAUCUUUGACAACGAAACCUACCAUUUCCGUGUAUUCGAGGACGCUGAUCUUGCCAUUUCUGGCCUAAACAAAGGCGAAUCUAUGCCUAGAAUGAUUGGCGAAGUCAAAGCGCGUGACAACGACGCUGAAGAGAACGCCCGACUGCAGUAUCGAUUUUCCCCAGAAUGUCCCCAAGCCUUCCAGAAGUUGGUUCAGCUAGACAAGGAUAGCGGGAUCUUACACUCGACAGGAUAUCUAGAUCGUGAGAAAUUUGCCUCACUUAGCUGUAAGGUAAUUGUCAACGACAUGGGGACGCCGUCGUUGUCCAGCGUUGCGGAAGUUAAAGUGGAGGUACUUGAUGUAAACGACAACCCACCCCAGUUCGAGUACCACGAGUACAUUUUCCAGAUUUCAGAGAACACCCACGUAGACACGCUUGUUGGUGUGGUCCGCGUCUUCGACGCAGACAUCGGCGCCAAUUCAAGACUGGAGUUCAGUCUUGAGAGUAGUUUGCAGCCUACCUGGUCGAAACACGACGAUAUGGGGAGUCUUUUUGCUAGCGUACGUCACCACACGACGAAAUCGUCCAACAAAUAUCUAGGACUCCUGCGAUUUGAAGUGUCACAAGUAAGGAAACCAUUCCCCAGCAGAUUCCAUGUGCGGAAUUCGACCUCAGGAGAUGGUGGUAGCGCCUACGAGGUCCGUAUCUUCACUGCUGCACAGAUUAAUCGCGAGGCAUUGAUCGAGUUGCCUGGAGCCAACGCCGACGAUGUCACCGUGGUCAACAGCUCCGGUGCAGUUGACCUCAAAUUCAAGCUGCGUGCCCAGGACUCUGGAAGUCCACGACUCGUUAACCGUGUUCCACUCGGCCUUCGAGUCACCGACGUCAAUGACAAUCCCCCGCACUUUUUAUUCCCUCCAUCUGAAUCGAUAAACGUCACUGAGGUGCGACUGUCCAUCAAGGAACCUGUCGGAUUCCAGUUCACCAAGGUUUUGGCAUCUGAUCCAGACGCGUGUGAGAACGGGACGGUGGUCUACCGGAUCAGUGCAGGCGAUCCAUUUGACCUUUUCCAACUCGAUCCACAAAGUGGGGAACUCAUAGUAGCUAAGGAGUACAACUCAGGUCACAUUGGACAAUACCUCCUUUUUAUCGAAGCGUCGGACAGUGGAUCUACGAGAUUAACCAAGGAGACCAAACUGUUGGUACAAAUGGACGACUCGGAACCCCUUGGUCGAGUAGAACGCGACAUCUUCGGUUUCCCGAUCCGCGCUGGCAGUAGAAACGUCUCCAGCCGCAAUUUGAACCUCUUUAUCAUCAUCGCCAUAAUCAUCGGCUCGUUUGUCAUAUCCACCGUCCUGUUAUUCGCCAUUUGCUUCGUGGUAAAGCGAGCUAGAAGAGAACAUGUCGAUGGGGAAAACCGAUAUCACCCGGUUAUGGGCGCGCCCGGGCAACUCCCUAACGGAUCGAUAUUGCAUGAUGGAGUGCCAAACGGCUUCAUCAAAUCGGUGCCGUUGUCACUGGCCCAAACCAAGUACCUCACAGGUGAACUCAUGGACGAAGAUCUCUCCGAGGCAAACUUUUCGUAUCUUGCCUCACACCCAAGCAAUGGCGGCUUUCCAUUCGACGAUAACACGAGCUUCCAGUCCCCAUUCUACACUCAAGGCGCUAAUUCGUACAUCGCUGAGGCCUCCACGUCUUACCAGCCUAUGCCGCACUACGAGAUUUCCAACAUGUCCACGCUUGCUGCGCCAGAUCCAGAUGGAAUUAUUAGACUCUCGUGUCUCCCCGGAAAACAAGUACAGACCAUCAGCAGAUGCAAUUUCUUGAGCCAGAGGAAGCUGAUCGAGGAUCGAUCGAUUGGCAAACGAAACAGUCUCACAGACCGCGACUCCGGCAACGGCGACAGUCUAGACGUCGCGACCUCGGGUCAGCCGUGUCUGUUUGCCCUCACUCAGGCCCUAGACGCCCAACGUACCACGUCACCGUGCGAUCAAUACAUCGCGCUGGAACUGCUUCCCACGGCGCAGGGCUCCACCCUCUAUCGCGUGCCCGAGUCGAAAUCAAACAACGCGCCCCACCCCGAGACGACGCUGAUUGGUGACGAUGGCGAGGAGGGUGUGACGGCCAAGAAUUCGAGCAAGAAUGUGGCUUCGACGUUCGUCUGA
Messenger RNA from Mesocestoides corti, 3666 nucleotides. Lineage: Eukaryota; Metazoa; Platyhelminthes; Cestoda; Cyclophyllidea; Mesocestoididae. The record is from the annotation of a GenBank genome assembly.